AUGUCUCUGGAUGAUACAUUAAAAGUUAUAGCCUGCUAUGUCUCGGAUGUCAAGCCUGAUCCCGACGAUGCUUCAUAUUCCAGGGAACAACAGAAGAAGUUAUCGGCCCUCGAGAUGGAUUUAUCAGCUGAGAGGCACGAAGGUUUCAUUUCAAAGGAAAGAUCGGAGGGUGACGGUACUCGUUCUAAUAGAAGGCUUUUAGCUGUUAUAGGUAUCAUCACAACAUUCAGACGAAAGAAAAAUAGAGACGUGAUCCGGAAAGCAUCGAUGCGAUCCGGUAAUGCCUUCCUUUCUCUUGACAUUGCAAGAGUUUCAGUCAGACAUGUUUAUGCUGAUUCUCAAUUGAGUUGCCUCCUAGGUUUGUUUAGCUGUAAAUUAGAAGGCUGCAAUCAGGCAUGGUUACCUAUAUCGAUAAAGAAGAGAAGAGAAUCGUCGUCUCAUCAGAAUCAUGUCGAGGCACCCGAGGAACGUUUGAAGAAGAUAAAACUUCUCUUUGUACAUGCUGUGGAGUGCUGGGAUGCCGAGUUCUAUGUUAAAGUCAAUGACGUUGUUUGA
This is a messenger RNA of Hibiscus syriacus, 555 nucleotides long. RefSeq names its product hydroxyproline O-galactosyltransferase HPGT1-like. The record is from RefSeq and is a predicted model, not a curated record. The coding region runs from base 1 to 555 and encodes 184 amino acids. Lineage: Eukaryota; Viridiplantae; Streptophyta; Magnoliopsida; Malvales; Malvaceae. The transcript is spliced from 3 exons.